This is a messenger RNA of Orbicella faveolata, 1726 nucleotides long. Its product is annotated as allatostatin-A receptor-like. Gene Ontology annotation, molecular function: G protein-coupled receptor activity. The record is from RefSeq and is a predicted model, not a curated record. Gene Ontology annotation, biological process: G protein-coupled receptor signaling pathway. Lineage: Eukaryota; Metazoa; Cnidaria; Anthozoa; Scleractinia; Merulinidae. Gene Ontology annotation, cellular component: membrane.
CAGAAGACGCGCAAAUUAGCCUCCAUUCUCUUAAGAAAAAGGUUUCUUUGACGGAAAUAUUUUACACUGCCUGCUGAUGUAAGAGUCUAAUGCUGCGACGAGACUUAAGUUUUGUUGUCGUGUAUGGAAACUGCUUUGGUAGACUGCUUCAAAAGUGAUCAAAGUGUUUAGCAUUUCUAAACCAAUAUAUAGUAAUUCUAUUUUUAUCUAUGGCGAUACUUCCCGUACUGGAGCCUGAUAUAUCCUUUUUUAUCUUAGUGUAACUUAAUUUAGCUACAUUCACAUAGUUCAGGUUUCGUCUAUGACGUGAAACGCACGCCAAAUUGAUGUUUCCAAGUUAUUCAUAGAACGUCUGUUGGAGUUUGCAUUAAAUUAACGCUGACGGGCAGGUGAAUAUCCAUUAUAUCUUCCGGUGAAUAUACAAGAUGGUGAAGGCAACGUAGGCUGUUGUCUUACAAAGUUAAAAAAAAAACAAAACCAUCGGACAAAGAAAGAUGAACAACUGCAGCAUUGUUGAUUUUGAGGUUCAAUCAACUUGUUCUAAUGUCGUUUCCACUUCGCUCACAUCAGUUAUUUCCUUCGUUAGUGUUUCCGCAUUUGUCGGCAACAUUCUAGUGACGGCAGUCUUUCUCAUAAACACCACUAUCAGAACCAGCACAAACUACUUCAUCGUCAAUAUGGCAGUUUCUGAUUUACUCUCCGCUUUCACCAACUGGCCACUGUACGUCAUGGAUGGGAUGCUUUCAAGGAAACAUGUGAUCGACGAUCCGAUGGCUACAAUUCUGUGCAAGCUGGGAUUGUAUUCCAGGGCUGUAUCGCAGGCUGUGUCAAUUCUUAGCCUCGAACUGAUCGUCCUUGACAGAUUCGUUGCUAUUGUACUCCCCUUCCAGUCUAUAAGGAUAACAAGACGCCUGCGAGCAGUUUUAAUGUUAUUCUCAUGGAUCUUUCCACUUUCGACUCUUUUUCCGUACGUCUGGUUUGCAAAGAUCGUGCAGGAAGGUCGUCAAACCUUUUGUAAAUUUUCAUCCUCGUGGAACACGAUGGAGCUCUCCACAUUCUAUACUGUCGGGUUCUUAGUAUUUUACUUCAUACCAUUUAUUUUGAUAACUGUACUUUAUUCCAAAAUCAUGAAAUGUUUAAAACAACGAAGACCGAUGGAUCAAACUCGGCAAAACACUAUAAGAAUUCAGAAUAGGCAGCAGAACCAGAUUGUCAUGAAAGUCUUCAUCUCUAUUGUCGUUGCCUUUUUCCUCUGUUGGACUCCACUCUGUGUCUAUAUAGUGCUUGUAGUGGUCUUCCCUUCGCUGUUUGCUAAAGAUACAUGUCAGUUAUUUUUAGGUUUGUUUUACUACGUUUUUCCAUCUUUAAGCGCAGCGAUUAAUCCUGUGAUUCUUUUCGUAUCCAGCUCACGAUUCUCGAAUUUACUGAAAGAGAUGUUUACGAGUUUGUUCUGUAAGCGUUGUUGCAGAAGUGGGCGGAUAUCAGCGCAAAGACAAAUUAUUGAUUUACAAGUAGUUCAACCCUGAAAAUAAAGUUGCGCUCAAAAAUGAAACCGUCGCAGGCCUAAAACCCCCUCGAUUUAAGUAACAGAAAGCAAAUUGAGCAGAAAAGUGGUGUUGCAUCGUACCGUUAAUACUUUUUUUAGGGGUUUCUUAUGUUUGUAUGCUCUGCCCCAUUAGCAAAGGCAAAUUUGGAUAAAUAAAAUUCCAACUCAAUGACUUGUUCU